Oncorhynchus kisutch (coho salmon) is the source of this 5949-nucleotide messenger RNA. RefSeq names its product tyrosine-protein phosphatase non-receptor type 4-like. Gene Ontology annotation, biological process: protein dephosphorylation. The record is from RefSeq and is a predicted model, not a curated record. Gene Ontology annotation, cellular component: cytoskeleton; cytoplasmic side of plasma membrane; cytoplasm. Lineage: Eukaryota; Metazoa; Chordata; Actinopteri; Salmoniformes; Salmonidae. Gene Ontology annotation, molecular function: cytoskeletal protein binding; protein tyrosine phosphatase activity. The transcript is spliced from 27 exons. Bases 533 to 3487 code for a protein of 984 amino acids.
AAACCGCGCCUCCCUGUCCUGUGACUCCACCCCGGUGCACUGGUGGCGCUACGGAGAUGGCGCCGGUACGUUGCUAUGCUAUUGCCUCUGCUGCAUUCAGCGUGCAUUGACAACGGACUCCGCUGAGAAAGUCAGAGACUGUAUUCGGAAAUCCGGAAUACACCCCCCCCCCCCAACAUUUAUGUCGCUCAUACCCUCUCAUUUACAAAUCAAAGGAAUUGUAAAUAUCAUUCACUCGGUCUGAGAUGCCUGCUGGUUCGCUGUAGCCAAUGGUUGCUGUAUCUUGUCUGUGGAUUAUUCGUCGCCGAGCAAGUCGCGGAUUCAAACUAGUAAAGGGCCCGCAGACAGUUGAAUGUAUGAAGCUGAAGGAUCGGAGUGAUAAAAAUGAGGUUUUAUCGGAGUUCCCAGCGGGUGAACUGAACUUGGAUUUUUCAGUCCCUCACCCUAAACUCAUUUCCCGUUGUAAGACAACAAUAUUCCUUAAAAACUGGACGCCUCUGGAACUGUUUAUGACGACCCUGGUUGGACCGUAAUGACCGCACGCUUCCAGUUGCCUGCUGGCAGAUCUUACAAUGUCCGGGCGUCAGAGCUGGCACGCGACAGGCAGCACACUGAGGUUGGCUGCAACAUUCUUCUCUUGGACAACACUGUCCAAGCCUUCAAAGUUAAUAAGCACAACCAGGGUCAGGUCUUACUGGAGGAAGUGUUUAAACACCUGGAGCUGACAGAGAGGGAUUACUUCGGCCUGCAUCUGUCCGACGACUCCUCCGACAGCCCGGUAGGUGCCAAGAGAUGGCUGGAUCCAAACAAACCCAUCAGGAAGCAACUUAAACGGGGAUCACCUCAUAAUCUGAGCUUCAGAGUGAAGUUCUUUGUGACCGACCCUAAUAAACUUCAGGAAGAGUACACUAGGUACCAGUAUUUCCUCCAGCUCAAACAGGACAUCCUGACUGGAAGACUGCCCUGUCCGCACAACACUGCCGCACUCCUGGCGUCCUAUGCUGUUCAAUCUGAGUUGGGAGACUACAGUGACUCGGAGCAUGCUCCUGGCUACCUCUCAGAGUUCUGCUUCAUCCCCAACCCACCACAAGGGUUCCACAAGGAGGUCACCAAACACCACCAACAGCACAGUGGUCUGUCUUCUGCCCAGUCAGAGUUUAAUUACCUGAACACAGCACGGACGCUGGAGCUGUACGGAGUGGAGUUGCACUAUGCAAGGGAUCAACGCAACACUGAGAUUUUAAUUGGGGUGAUGUCAGCAGGGAUCGUGGUUUACAAGAACAGGGUACGAAUCAACUGCUUUCCCUGGUUGAAGAUUGUGAAAAUAUUGUUCAAGUGCAAACAGUUCUUCGUUCAGCUCAGGAGAGAAGUGAAUGAGACGAGGGAGACCUUGCUGGGGUUUAACAUGGUGAGCUACAGAGCCUGUAAGAACCUAUGGAAGACCUGUGUAGAGCAUCACACCUUCUUCCGUCUGGACCGGCCUGUUCCCCCUCAGAAGAACUUCUUUGCCCACUAUUUUACCCUGGGCUCCAAGUUUCGUUACUGCGGGAGGACCGAGGUGCAGUCGGUGCAGUAUGGCAAAGAGAAGGGGAUCAAGAACAGGGUGUUUGCCAGGUCUCCCAGUAAGCCCAUGGCCAGGAAGUUGAUGUGCGGUACAGACUGGGAGGCGGUGAGCAGGAACAGCCUAUCAGACGAGAGGCUGGAGACCCAGAGCCUGCCUACACGCUCCCCACCCGGUACCCCUAACCACCGGAACUCGUUGUUCGUACAGGAGGGGACGCGGAUGCGCCCGUUGUCGGUUGGGCACCUGGUGGACCACAUGAUCCACACCUCGCCUAGUCUCCCAGUCUUCUCCAAUCACAAAUCAGCGUCCUCCAUCCAGGCCAACUCUAUCAGUCUGGACUCCAGCCCCUCCCCAGAGACAGUAGAUGGUCGGCCCCCGGCCCUGCCUCCAAAACAGUCCAGGAAGAACCUGAGCCAGAUCAUCCAGGCCCACUCCCAGCAGAGUCUCCUUGACAACCACAUCAACGAGAUGUACGAUGUCCCCAUGGCAACCGACAAAACCACGUUGAACGGUGUUGUCCCUCACGACAAUCUGGUCCUGGUCAAGAUGAGGCCAGAUGACAACAGACGAUUUGGCUUCAACGUCAAGGGUGGAGCUGAUCAGAAGGUGCCCGUCAUCGUGUCUCGUGUGGCCCCUGGGACAUCGGCUGACCUGUGUGUCCCUCGCCUGAACGAAGGUGACCAGGUGGUUCUGAUCAACGGUCGAGACAUCUCGGAGCACACUCACGACCAGGUGGUCAUGUUCAUCAAGGCCAGUUGUGAGCGCCACUCAGGAGAGCUCAUCUUAUCGGUCAGGCCCAAUGCCAUCUAUGACAUGGUGGAGGAGAAGCAGGAGACUGAGCCAGACUUCCAGUACAUCCCAGAGAAGUGUCCCCAGGACCCCAGUCAGCUGGACCAGGACGCCUGGAGGGACUCCAUGAACACCCUGAAGGAGGGUCUGGUCAGCGGGGAAGUACUAGCCCAGUUUGAUCAACUCUACCGGAAAAGUCCUGGAAUGACAAUGUUGUGUGCCAAAUUACCUCAAAACAUUUCCAAAAACCGCUACAGAGACAUCUCACCCUAUGACGCCACACGGGUCAUUCUGAAAAGCACAGAUGACUACAUCAAUGCAAAUUACAUCAACAUGGAGAUCCCAGCAUCCAGCCUGAUCAACCGGUACAUUGCGUGCCAGGGCCCGCUGCCCAACACGUGCCCAGACUUCUGGCAGAUGACCUGGGAGCAGAGCUCCUCCAUGGUGGUCAUGCUCACCACCCAGGUGGAGAGGGGACGGGUAAAGUGUCAUCAGUACUGGCCCAACCCUGACAGCACUGCCUCGUACGGCCGCUUCCAGCUGGCCUGUCUCACCGAGGAGGGUAAUUCUGCCUUCCUGGUCCGAGACAUGACCCUGACUCACCUCGAGAGCGAGGAGGUCCGGGAGUUGACCCAGAUCCAGUACGUGGCCUGGCCGGACCAUGGCGUCCCAGAUGACUCCAUGGACUUCCUGGACUUUGUCAGCCUGGUGCGAAGCAAACGAGCCGGCAAGGAUGAGCCCAUGGUGGUCCACUGCAGCGCAGGGAUUGGCCGGACGGGAGUUCUCAUCACCAUGGAGACAGCGUUGUGCCUGAUGGAGUGCAGUCAGCCCAUCUAUCCAUUAGACAUAGUCAGAACCAUGAGGGACCAGAGAGCCAUGAUGAUUCAGACACCUAGCCAGUACAAGUUUGUGUGUGAAGCCAUCUUGAGGGUCUAUGAGGAAGGCCUGGUCAAACCCCUGAAGCCCACCCUUUACCAGAGAGAAGAAGAACGAGAGGAAGAAGAAAAUGGAGGAGAAGCAGUAGGAGAGGAGGAGGAGGAGGAAGAAGAGGAGGAAGAGGAUGUUAGUGUUAGCGCUAGUGUGACCAGUGUGACGAGUGAGACUAGCGCAACCAGCGAUUUCCCUGAACCCUGACCCCUUUGACCUGACCUGGGUCAGCCCAGCGCCAGGGAGGUGGAGCCCUGGUUGCCAUGCUUACCGCCAUGGGCCGAGGAGAGAACACAAAGCACUGUUGCACUUUACGCCGUCAAAAAAACAAAAAACUGAAAGUCAUGGACAAAUGAAUCCAGCAGUUAUGUUGAAUAGUACCGUUAGGGGUAUUGUGUGUUCAGGGUUAAUUCAAAAAAGACAUUUAAAACAUGGUGAAAUUGCUGUAGUCGUGCCGUAAGUACAAUGACUGGGCGGGGCUGUGAGAGAGGGAGUGUUUUUAAGAGUGAUCGAUAAGCCCCUCCAAAUGAAUCUGCCUCCUUUUCUUCUCUGUCCCUCCGGUCCAACGAGAGACGCCAUCUUUUUUUCAAAUAAUAUUUAUUGUGUUUUUAGUCUGUCAAACCCUGUCCAUUGAACAGCGUGUACGUUAGAGUGAGUCUUAGCUUCAGGCAUCCCAAAUGAAAUCAUAGGUAGUAAAAGUUGUCAUUCUUUACUUUUUAAUGAAAAAAGUGGUUUAAUUUAUUAUAUAUUUGAGCUUCACAUCAGAGCACUUUGUGUCUACCCCUAGCUAACCUUGUGGCUGAUGUGGCGCUAUGCCUUGGGUUUUGCAUAGAACAAACAAGGAGCAAUUGAUGGGCAUUGUUUGGCAUGUUAAACUGUCUAGUUGGUCAACUUUUAGAGCUGUUUACUGUGUAAAGACAGGGGGACGAUCUACUCUAAGCAAUUUGACAAGUCCACAGCCACUAAGGGUGAGGCUCGACCUUAAAACAAUCUUUUAAGUUACGUUCCUCUCUGUCUUUGUUCGUGUGUCUGUCUCUAAAGAAUGUAGAGAAUACCAAGAGCAUUCAACCAAUAAUGAUUAGAAACCCCACCUCCCCCCUUUUGAUAUAUUUCAAAUGGUAGUUAGAGUUUUUAAAACACAUUUAUUGUUUAUUGGAGAUGAUAAUCACUUAGAAUGUUUUAGGUACAGAUUACUGGGAAUUUGUUGUACUUGUACCCAACACAGUUAUGACAUGUUUCACUCAAACAUCCCGCAACAAGAGGUGUCCUUCUUUUCACACUGGUUCAAAUUGUCAUCAUCUCUUGUAUUGGAGUUAUCAGCAUCCCGCAACAAGAGGUGUCCUUCUUUUCACACUGGUUCAACUGUGUUCACAUUGUCAUCAUCUCUUGUAUUGGAGUUAUCAGCAUCCCGCAACAAGAGGUGUCCUUCUUUUCACACUGAUUCAACUGUGUUCACAUUGUCAUCAGCUCUUAUGAGUUAUCAGCAUGUUUAGUUUGAGCUUCUCUUCUUCUCAUGAGAGUCUUUCUUGCUUUGUUUGGUUACCUGGCUGCUGGCAUCUUGUGCCACCCUCUCCGAUGCGCGAUGUGGGAGAGUGCAGUGUGUGUGUGUGUGUGUGUGUGUGGGGGGGGUGUAUGGGUGAGAGAGUGCAGCACGCAUGUGUACUUUUAGUAGUGUGUGUGUGGGGGGGGGGGGGGGGUAUGGGUGAGAGAGUGCAGCACGCAUGUGUAUUUUUAGUGUGUGUGUGGGGGGGGGGGGGGUGUAUGGGUGAGAGAGUGCAGCACGCAUGUGUAUUUUUAGCAGUUUCUGUUGUGUGUAUGUAUUAUGCCCUGCCUCCUGGUGAUGCUGUGUCUGUGUAACCAUCAGCGAACCCCCUACCAUUUCACCUUAAGCUGGUCAUCAUUUCUAGCUCAAUAUUGGAUACCAGGAUUGAAGCCUGCUUUCUUGUAAACUCAUUUGCCAUAGUUCCAUCUUCUUGACCUGCUGAGUAGACUCUGAUGCAUCUAUAGCAGGUGCAUUGGAAGUGAGUACAAUGUGUCCACGCUGUCAGAAGCCCGUACAGUAAAUUCUCUCUCACGGGCCGCUACGGUGGGUCAUCAGCCCGUUGUGUGGAAUCCACAAAACCCUCAUUUGAUCAUUUUUAUUUUUUGGAUCAUACAUGGAGCUCACUCACUCUUUUGCCUGAGAGUAUUAUGAUGGCACAUCAAAAAGACCACACUACAGAAUUCCACAUACAACACUUGGGUUUCCAGAAUCAUCAAAUGUUAAUUAUCAUGAAUGUCCAGCAUUGAGAUGUGUGUUGUGAUAGUGUAUCGGGGGUACUGUGGGGUUCUGUUUGGAAGCAAGAGGGAAGGGAAGUGGGGUAGGUAUUGGAGGGUGGAUGAGUUGUAUUUUUGUAAAACUGAAACCACAGUUCUUGCUUCUUAAGAAUGGACAGCACUUUGCAGAUGACUGGGUAACCAUGCUUGCUACUGAGUGUGUCAGAAACAGAAAGUGGUGUCAAAUUUUUAUUUAUCAUUGAAUUUGUUUUUUAAGACACCUGUAGGGAACCAAAACUCCAAACUACACAGUGCCACUUGUUAAUGUUGUGUAAAUAUACUAGACCAUGUAAAUACAAUGUUGUGUGUGUGUGUGUAUAUAAAAAAAAACUUUAAAAUAAAAGGGAAAAUGA